Molecule: messenger RNA, 128 nt
Organism: Funneliformis caledonium
Lineage: Eukaryota; Fungi; Glomeromycota; Glomeromycetes; Glomerales; Glomeraceae
Source: the annotation of a GenBank genome assembly
CAUUUGUGAAUACUACAUAUAUGGCAGAUAGUACAGCUACUAGUUCUGCUAAAGAAAAUGAAGGUUGGAAAAGGAUAAGAGAAACAUUAAAGGAAAGUAGAGGUGCUGAAAGAUUAGAUUGCAACUAG